CCAAAAUCGGAACAAUGGAUCAGAGGAAAUAAAGGUCUUCACUCCUUUCAAACGGUUGGAUUCCUUGAAGCCACUGGCAGUGAAAGUGUCCUGGACAGUGUAUCUCGAUAUUAUACUACUCCCACUCCCUGCUCGACCUUUGCAUAAACACAUCUGCGUUUUGGCUGAAGUCUCUUGAGGGAAAUGCAGGGAAGUACAAAUUUCCGGCUGUUUUCUUGGCAAAUAUUUGUGCAUUUUAUAAAUCUGUGCUCGUCCAAAGUUCCUUGUUUGUGUCUUGGUGCUUUCACAACUGUGAGACGCAACUAUUAGGGGCAGUUUUGGUGCAGUUGUGGGGUGGGGGUGGAGUAGCAAUCUCUGCUGACGUUGGCCUCUUAGACUGCUCUUCACAACCAGGGGAAUGUAAUUGUGUUUCCAAAUGAAGUCUGCAAAAGAAGUUAACUGGGAGCCUUCAUCCUGUGCGCGUACUUAGCCAAGCAUAAAUGCGAGGAGCUGAAUAUUUGUAUCACCAUUGCUCGGCUUCUUUGUGGAAAGGUUCAAAUCAGGCGAAACUCCUGCAUGGAAGAGGGAAUGCAAAGGAUAAUCAAAACCAAGGCACUGACCACUGGGAAUGGAAAGUUUACGGAUGGUCUGGCUGAUGUUUCUUUGUUUGACCUGUUCUGCUAACUCUUUCUGUCCUGAGCAAUGUGACUGUCAGCAUCAGCAUCUCCUCUGUGCAAACCGAGGUCUCCGGACUGUGCCAGAAGCCCGCCAAAAUGCCAUGGACAUCUUGACUUACAGCCUAGGGGGCAAUUUUAUCAGCAAUAUCUCAGACUUCGAUUUCACUAGAUUUACCAGGUUACUUCGAUUGGACUUACAAUUCAAUAAGAUUGAACACAUUCAUCCAAAAACAUUUGAGAAACUUUCGAGACUGGAGGAGCUGUACUUGGGUAAUAACAUCAUCUCAAACAUUCCUGCUAAUGCUUUCAAUUAUCUCCGGAGACUGAGGCUCUUAAAUAUGAAUAACAAUAGUUUGAAGAAGCUGAAUCAAAAUGUCUUUUCACACCUAGAUAACUUGGUUAAGUUAAGACUUGAUGGAAACUCUUUGGAGAUCCUGCAAGAUGCAAUUUUCAAACACUUGGGUAAUCUCCUUUACUUGCAGUUAGAAUCAAACAAGAUCCAUGCUAUCAGUGGGAGCACCUUUAUAAAUUUAAGGAAGCUCAUAUUUUUAAACCUUGCCAAGAAUAACCAGACAUCCAUACACAACAGUGCUGUGUUUGCACACCUCGGGUCAUUGACAACUUUGAUCCUCGAUGAAAAUAAUCUCAAAUAUAUUGGAAACCGAGUUUUCCAAAUGCUGCAGAAACUCUCCAGACUGUCUCUCAGUAAGAACAAGAUUUCUUACAUUGGUUCCGAAGCUUUUGGAGGCCUUUACGGGUUGAAGGAGUUGCUUAUUGAUGAUAACUUACUGAGAGAAAUCCCAUAUAAACUACUGGAUCCUUUGGUAAAGUUGGAACAAUUAGAUCUCAGUCAGAACCAGAUCACCAGUGUCCACCCACAUGCAUUUAAACAGCUGACGGCUCUCAAGGUGUUGAAGUUGAAAAACAAUCGUUUGACCUACUUAUCUGGAGACACCUUUGCGUUUACCAACUCCCUGUACAGCCUUGAUCUGAGCAACAAUAAUUGGACGUGCAACUGCAGGCUGAAAGGCUUCAAGCGAUGGAUGAGCUUGGCACACGCCCAGGGAAGGCUGCUAACUGUAUUUGUCCUGUGUAAUAACCCCAUUGGUUUGAACGGGAAGUAUCUGGAUUACUUGACGGACUCUGAGAUGUGUUAUUCUCAUAAAGCUCAGUCGUUGUUAAACUUUUCCAAAGGCUCUGUAGUUGAUGUUCAAUCAGACCAAGAGCGCAUCCUGGAAGUAGAGAACAUGUACACUGAUGGACAUUUAGACCAGCAACAGAAACCAUCCUCUUCACCUGUUCCAGUCACCAGCCUAUCGCCCAGAAGUAAGCAUCUUGUUCUCCAAUCUUCAUCGACUAAGUCAGUUACAGUCAGCCCAAGUCAAUGGGAAGCCUUAGAGUCUCUGAUCACAGCCCGGGAGACCUUGGAUGUUUUAACACCUUCCACCACUUUUCCAAUUUCAUCGAAAUCUGAGCGAUAUUAUCUCCUAAAGUCCAAGGAUAAAUUGGUGCAAAAACCGCUGAUAACAGACCCUUGUGAAUUCAAUAAGCUCUACAUUACCAACCUAACAGUGGAAGAGGUGACCUCAACCACUGCCACCAUCAGAUGGAAGGUGGCACAUCCAGGCUUCAGGAAUACUGUGCAUUUCCGGGUGCUCUUUGACAGGUUCGGCCAGUCGGUGACGUUUCAUCGCUUCAUAUAUGUCAAGGAUAAGUCGGAGUGGGUCACUCUGAGGGAGCUACGGGAGGAGACUCCUUACAUCGUGUGCCUGGAAAGUGUCAUCGCUGAGCACGUGUGUCAAGUGGCAUCCCGUGACCAUUGCCUGGGCGUCCUUACCUUGCCACCAAAGACAGGCCCUUUGGAUAUGCAGCAUUUCAUUUUGAUUUUAUCAGGCACCAAUGCUUUCUUGGUGCUCCUGGGACUCAUCAUCUGGGCGUCCAAGGCUCUAAGGAAGCUGCGACGGAAAAGAGCACCAGUCAAUGUGCGGCGGAUGUACUCCACACGACGUCCACUGCGCUCCAUGGGCUCUGGUGUCUCAGCAGGAGAUUGCGGAGGCUUCCAGUCCAACAGAUCGCGAUCAGUCAUGUAUCAACUCAAUGAGGCAGAUCUGAUGGACUUUCAGUCAGAUCGACUCAUGGACAUUAACUUGAGGAGGGAAGAUAUUGGGCAACGGUAUGGCGAUUAGUGCUGAUCAUUAAUCAAGUCAUUACUCCACGAUGGUAAAACAAACAAAAAUAAACAAUGUGAUGCCCUGUUAUUAGUAUGACCUGUUAAUUCUGACUGGCAACGCAUUAUCUGAAGUUCCUCACCAUGCCAGAUUGCUGCAAGGGUUGCCCACAGCUCGUGGUCUAACCAACUUAAGGUUUCAAUAAGGUUGAAAAAUGUUUUGUCAAUAGAUGAUAACAUUGUUUGACAAUGUCUGUUACUUGCGGGUAAGAGUACAGAAAGAACCUGCCACAAUAAUGUGUUUCCAGUGACUUCAGGACAUCACAAAACAAAUCAUAGCUGAUGAGAAUUUAAAAUGUUAAUGGAAAUAAAGUUGGGAAACAGCAGCCAAUUUGUGUACAAGGUUGCAUUAAUCAACCAGAUUAUUUGUUUUGUAUUGUUGCUUUAGAAACAAAUGCCAAAUACUAAAAUCACUUAAUAUCUAUAACAAAUACCAAAUCACCAAAAUUACUGUUUAUUCCUUUGGAAAGGGAUGCAUGAUACCUCUCUAUUCACCUAAGGAGACGAAUCAGACCUUAGUUUAUUAUCUUAUCCGAAAGGUGGCAUCUUAAAAUGAGCAGAACUCUCUUGAUGUGCACUGGAUUGUGUCCAUAAAUUUAAGUACGAAAAUAUAUUGAUUAGGGUUUUGAACUAUAAAUCUUCUCACUCAAAGAAAGAAAUAUCAAAAGGUGAUACAUCUGGUUCUUUCACAGUAAGAUACCAAACUUAAUUUUGCCUUGUGCCUAAUCCUGUCCAUUAAAUUUAAAAAUAAGACCAUGUGUCUCAUAUUGCAUUCAAUGUUGUUACUGGGAUUAGUCAUUACUUAACUCGGAAGUAGAAAGGACACGUUAAAGCAACAUACAAUAUUCAUCCUUUCAGAGAGAGUUUUUAUGGGGAGCAAAGCAAUAGUUUGAAAAUAGUAAUAGUGUACCUUGAUGUGUGUCUUUCUUUUUUUCUUGUGAUUUUCUAUAAAUUUAGUAAAAUAGUAAGCCGCAAUCUCUCAUGUCAUACCAAUGACUUUGCUAGAUCUGAAAAUGUUUAAAUGAAGGUUUUCAUCUGAUAGACACUAUUACUGCAACACAUUAAAGUACAUUACAAAUGAUUACCAAUUUAAUGCAUUUAUUGAAAUUUCCUACAUGUUAUAUUUGUAUCUAUGUUUCCCUUAACUGUUUUCUAAAUCUCUGUCACAGUUCAAAGUACCAACAUUAUGACAGGAGGGAAAAUAAAUAGUUUUGUGCUGUCAUUCUCUGAUGCGGAACUAAACAAUUAUCUUUGAUUUCAUAGAUUUAUUUUACCAAGUAGCAACUAAACUGAGUGACCUUCAGUUCUUUUAUAUGUAGCCAGUAGAGUUCAUGCAUUUGGAGAUUCAGACAGCUCAACUAACCACUUCACACAGCAGAGUUGAAGGCCAUUCACCCCAUCAUGACUGUUUCAAGUUCCUUGAAAUAGCUUUUUAAUAGUUGGCAGUUGUAAUUGACAUUCUUUCAGGUGGUACAUUUCAAGUCACUCAAAUCAGCAGCAUUAAAAUAAAGUCUCACCAAUUUUCCUAUGUCAUUUGGCAAACAACCAGAUAGCACUAAAGAUAGACACAAAAAGCCAGAGUAAUUCUGCGGGCCAGGCAGCAUCGCUGGAGAAAACAAAUGGGUUACGUUUCGGGUUAGGCCCUAUUUCAGACUCGGAUACUACUGAUUGAUGAUGAUCAGUUCUUCUGCCGCAAGAAACAGAGCGCUCUACCCAAAUGUUGAUAGCAUUGAGCACAGUAUGAAAUCAUCCCAUAGCUUUCUGUACUUCAAGGGGAGCAAGGCUCCCCUGAAGACCAUAUUCCAAAAAAAUACUCUCUGCAUACCACCUGAGGCCAGUUUAAAAUAAGGUGCCCUGUAUUGGAUACAAUAUUCCAGUUACCUCCUGGAGGAUUGCUUGCUCCGUUCUUCCCAUUUAUAAAGUCCAAUGUUCAAUAUUUCCCAGCUUGGAUACAGCAGCAUGUAUUGUAUAGUCCUACAGGUGAUUUGAGAUAUGGUUUAUCAUCUAAAGUAUGUAUAGCAGCAUCAGAGUACUUGUUCAUUUGCUAUUGUAAGUCUGUGCAAUCUUUAACUUGAGAAGGAUGUGUACCACUGUUUACUCAGAAUUUCACAGGUAGAUCAGAAAUUGCAAACCAUUUAACAGAUCUGCUGCAUAUUUAUCUGUUAACAAGUAGAAUUUCAUAUAUUUUAUAAAUAGAAUUUAUACAUUUUAGUACAUUCAAACAUCACAAGAUGAGACAGAGGAUGAUCUGAUUUUUGUUAGUCGUCACCGAGAAUGUUGUUUUGAAUCAUUUCAUUCAAUUUAGUUAGCAUUUGGGCGGCGAUUUCUGAAGAUCCAUCAUUUAAUUAGUUGCUAAAUGUCAGCAGAAUUUUAUUUUUCAGUUUAUUAUGCUGGAUUUCAAAAAAAUGCACUUAGUUCAAAGCAGUUGGUUAGAGUGAGCGAUUACGGAAAUACAAUUUUGGAAAUUAGCAUCGAUAAUUUUUACUUACUCAAAUCGGCUCAUCUUGAAAGCAUCAUAACAGGCAAUAAAUUGUUUUUGUCCAUGUACUUAAAUAGCUUUUCAGCAGUGAAAAUGAUCUUCAGGCAAACAAAUUAAGUUCAGUCUAGUCAGGUAAAGACUAUAUUAAUAAAACAGUGCGGAAAUGGCAGAUUCAAGGAAUAAUAAAAGUUUUUAUCUUCUGUUUAAAUGUCUGUUAACGUUUAUUUUUAUUAAAGAUUAAAAAGAGGCUGCUAGGCAAACAUGCAGAUAUUUACAGUAAAUUUAUUUUUGUCAUAAUUAUUUUCAAGUUUGUUAUAAUGCGCCACAUUUAGCAGCUGAUGCACCAACACAUAGGAUAUUAGACACAUUUUAUAUUUAUGGAGUGUUCCUACAUGUGUUUCAAUUGCUACACCUCUCCUUAGCUCUGCACCAUCUUCCUGUCCUAUUACCACACUCAUCACCACCAUACAUUACCAAAAUUCUCCAUCACUUGUGAAAUCCUCUGUCAUUAUUUUUUGCUUAUUCAGUUACCCAGAUCAUCAAAGACCUGCCACAUUUUGCUAAAAUUCUCAGCCUCUCCAUCUCUUCUCCUCAUGAUUAUUUCAAAAAUCAAUCUUCGAACAGGAUUCUAGUUCAUCCGCUGAAUAAUUUCUUCUUCAUCAGUGUCUUGUUUAGUUAUGCCUCUGUGAACAACUUCAAACAUUGGAGGUGAUGAGAAAAUUACAAUUUCUUGUUGAAAUGCAGCUAGAUUGUUACCAUUUUCCAAGCACAACCUUUUGUUCAGUGAAUUUGUCUGGAUCUGCAAAUAAUCCUUUCUGUUGGCAAUGUGUUAUUUUCAUGAGCUUGCAUUUUUCAAAUAUCAAAUGCAAUAGCAAUAAAUUUGAGCCUUCUUAUCCAUUUAAUCUCUUCAGGAAAUUUCAACAAGGAUGCUUUAUGGUAUAUUACAUCUGUGUUUUGAAAUCUGCACUUUUCCAACUGAACAUCUGUUGAAUAUUAGUUAAAGGAUGCAAGAGAUUACAAAAAAAUCAUAACUGCCUAUCAACUCAAACAGGAAGACUUUGAAUCAAACAAAUAAUUAGUUGUGAGGAAGUAAAUGAAUAACAUCAGAAACCUCAAGUUAUGUGCCCAACUAUAUUCUUCAGCAAUCCUUGUUGAUAAACAUAAAAAGCUGGAAGUAUGGCCAAGUUUGGGGGAAUUGAAAUUAAACUCUGUAGAAAAUAGCAAAAGUAUAACAUGAAAGUAUUUCAAUAAAGUUGCACCACUUGCAAAAACUGAUCACAGCAGUGCAAUCUGAAGUAGAAACUGCCACUAAUGUAUCCCAUCUCAGCAUAAUAACACAUAGAACUCUAACUAAGCUUCAGAUAAUUUCCCCCAUCCAUUACACAAGGAUUUUCCUUCUUCAGUCUGCUUGAGCUAGUCACUGGAUAAAUAGUGAUUCAUUGAGCCAUCUAUCCUCAUGAAAUUAACUAAUGCACCAAAAUUUAA
Amblyraja radiata (thorny skate) is the source of this 6847-nucleotide messenger RNA. RefSeq names its product TLR4 interactor with leucine-rich repeats (gene tril). The record is from RefSeq and is a predicted model, not a curated record. The coding region runs from base 608 to 2842 and encodes 744 amino acids. The transcript is spliced from 2 exons. Lineage: Eukaryota; Metazoa; Chordata; Chondrichthyes; Rajiformes; Rajidae. Gene Ontology annotation, cellular component: plasma membrane. Gene Ontology annotation, molecular function: protein binding.